AUGGAUCGCUUCACGGGGCCGCAGCGCGCUUACUGUGUGAAACAAUUUUAUUUAAACAAUAGUUCGCUCAUUACAGUGAGACGCUUAUUUCGCGUUCAAUAUGAUUUACACGACUUAAGUCAGUGUCCGAGUUCUCCUCUAAUAAAGAAAUGGGUGAAGAAGUUCGAAGAGACGGGAUCUACACUAAAUGUGAAGCAAACCGGCGGCCCACGGACUUCUCGGAGCGAAGAGAACGUGCAGCAAGUUUCUGCUUCUGUUCAACGUGAUCCAGAUUUAUCGACGCGCAAACGUUCGGCUGAAUUAGGAUUAUCCCGCACAUCAUUACGCCGUAUUUUGAAAUUAGAUUUGAAAUUACAUCCAUAUAAGAUCCAGAUAGUGCAAGAACUAAAACCUAACGAUUUACAUUUGCGCAAGUCGUAUGCCGAAACAAUGUUAGAUCGAUUCAGUAAUUUUGAUAACCUCUUAUUUUCUGACGAAGCCCAUUUCCACCUCAAUGGACACGUGAACAAACAGAAUUGCAGAUAUUGGAGCAGCGAAAAUCCUAAAGCUAAACAUGAGAGACCACUUCAUUCUCCUAAGGUAACUGUAUGGUCUCGCGGUCUCUUUGCCGACGAGUGUUCGAAAAUUUCGGUACUCGCUUAG
Messenger RNA from Pectinophora gossypiella (pink bollworm), 642 nucleotides. RefSeq lists its product as uncharacterized. The transcript has a single exon. The record is from RefSeq and is a predicted model, not a curated record. The coding region runs from base 1 to 642 and encodes 213 amino acids. Lineage: Eukaryota; Metazoa; Arthropoda; Insecta; Lepidoptera; Gelechiidae. Gene Ontology annotation, molecular function: nucleic acid binding.